Messenger RNA from Rotaria sordida, 5238 nucleotides. The record is from the annotation of a GenBank genome assembly. Lineage: Eukaryota; Metazoa; Rotifera; Eurotatoria; Philodinida; Philodinidae.
AUGGGUGAAUAUAAUAUUCCAAAAUCGUUACCAUCAGAUGAACUGUGGUUAAAAGUGAUAAAUGAAGGUGUAGAAGAUCGUGUAGAAGUUAAUCAACGAAUGCUGAUUGAUAAAAUGUUGGCUCGUUACUCAUCUGAUUUUGUUGUUUAUCGGGAAUUAAUUCAAAAUUCCGAUGAUGCUCAAGCAACUUCAUUUACUCUUGAAAUCACGUGUGAUCCUUUUACUGCAACACAAACUUAUGAAUCGAUUAAUAGUGAUUAUUUAUCAAUGAAUCAAGGACAAACAAACGAUACAUUGGAAGGUAUUGAACAAUCGAUUAAAAACCAUUUCGGAGUAAAUACAAUUUAUUCUAAUCCAGACAAAAAUGAUCAAACUCCAACUGAAAAUGAUUUUAAUAAUUGUGUAAUAACUGAAAUCCGUGCAGUAAAUAAUGGUCAUGUGUUUAGUGAAGAUGAUUGGAAAAGAGUGAUAACCAUAGCUGAAGGAAAUACCAAUGUUGAUGCUAUUGGACAAUUUGGCGUUGGUUUCUUUUCAGUUUUUUCUUAUUCUGAGCGACCAAUGAUUCAAUCUGGAAAGCACUGUUUAGCAUUCGUUUGGCAAAAUGGAAAAUCAUUAACAACAUUCCGAAAAGAAUUACCAUUUGAUGAAAAAUCAUCAUCAACUUCAAUCAUUCUUUCUAUGAAGAAUAAAUAUAUUCUACAAACAAAACCAAUACUAGAAACAAACGAAAUAGAUAAUAAAAAUACUAAAAAUAGGAAAGUACACGUCAAAAGCAAGAGACGGACAAAAUCAAAAAAAAAUACAAUAACAAAUGAAAUAGUACCUACUUUGGAUUUAAUACAACUAAAAGCUUAUUUCACAAAAGUUCUUGCUUUUACUAAAUAUAUAAAUGAAUUAAUUAUUAAAAUAAACGGUACUAUUGUUUUUCAAGCUAAUAAAACAAGAAAAACUUUAUCAUCAACGAAAUUAUCAACAGGAGCAAAAAAAAUCAAUUCCAACAAUGAACAUAAUUUACUUCGUUUAAAGUCAUUAGUACAAACUGAAGAAACAUUUUCUAUAGUAAAUAAUUCAUCCAUAACUCUUAAUCAUAUUGAUGUCGAAGCUGAAGUAAUUAUUGAUAAAGGCUUUCAUAAACAAAUUCAAGGUGUUCUGAAAAAAAGUUUACCUUCUACUAUACAUAUUGAAUUUUUAUUUCCAUCAAAUAAUAUAUUUGAAGACGAGCAAUGGAAAACAUUAACAAAUAAUAAUUUAAAUAAUCAAAUAUUAAAAGGAUUGAUUCCAUUUAAAAUUCAUGAUGGAGAAAUCAUUCCGUGUGGUCAAAUAUUUAUUGGUUUAGCAACACAACAAUCAACAGGUAUAGGCAUGCAUGUAUUUAGUCAUUUAAUUCCAACUAUUGAACGUGAAAACAUUGAUUUGCAAGAUCCAUAUAUUUCUAUAUGGAAUGAACAACUUUUAACAUGUAUUGGAAAAAUUGUUAAAUUUAUUUAUGAUCAAACAAUUCUUGAUGUUGUUAAUAAUACUUCACAACAAUCAAAUCAGCAACUCAAUGCUAUUCUUUCUCUUUAUGCAUUUCAACCAUCAGCACCAAAUAAAGAUAUUGGUCGUAUUCUGCUUGAUGGAUUCUUCUCAUCGGAUAAAGAUGUUCUUGUUCCAGUGAAACGAUCUCCAUCCGAGCAUCAUCUUUCCUUGAUUUCAUCUACACAAGCUUUUCUUACAACUUCUAAACAUAUUCAAUCGUUUCUUCCUGUACCUCUUGUUCCAUUCGAUAUUGGGAAAAAUGAUUUUUUUAAAGCAUUAAAAAAACGUCAAUGGAUUGAAGAAAUUGAUCAUGAUACAAUUUUAGUGAAAGCUCAUGAAUCUAUUCUAGAAUUUGAUGAAUUCAUUGGAUUACUUCGUUGGUUAUGUAGUAAUGAUAUUAAUAAUAAAUCUUACAUGAAACAAAUCCUGUUAAAAAUACGUUACCGUGAAACUCGUCAAUCAUCUAUUAUUAAAUUAGAAAAAAUUGAAUUUUAUGAUACUUUGAAUUUAUCAUCUCUACCGCUUCCGCCAAAUGUAUUACCAUCAAAUGUCGUGAGUCAUAUAUCUCGAGAAGAUUUACAAAGACGAUUAUCAUUAUCGGCAAUUUCCAUGAAAAAUUUGAUUGAAUUUUACCUUGUGGAAAAUCAACAACAUCUCUUUCAGAAUGAGAAUACAUCUCGAAUUAUUCUUAGUUUCAUUUCUCAACGUUGGAAUCAAUUUAAUGAAACAGAAUCAAACAAAAUAAAAGGUAUAUUAUCUAAUCUAAAAUGCAUUCCAACAAAUCAGGGAAUGAAUUCACCUAAUGAAUCAUAUAUUCGAUCAUCCAGUUUAUCUGCCAAUUUACCGAUAAUUACACUUUACAUCCCACAAAUUUCGACUGAUAAGAAUCAGAAAGAUAAACAAGAAUCAACUGAUUAUCCAGUAUCCAUUGAAUUUCUUAAAUCAAUCGGAUGUCGAACAAUUCAUGUUCCAACAUCAACAAAUAAUUUAACGAUUCAAUCGAAUAGUUCAUCAGAUGAUUCACAAACGCUUCAAACUUUUAUUCAAGAUGUAUUGCAACAACGUAAAAAUAUGAGUGACAAUGAUCUUCGUGCAUUAAAACAGAAUCCAUGUAUUAUAGGAACAACAUUAGAAUACAAUAGUGAAACGAAACGUAAACAUAAACCAUGUGAUCUUCAUUUUCCAUCAGUAGCUAAUCGUCUUCAAUGGAAUCAGUUACCAAUUAUAGAUUGGUUGGAUAUUAAUCCACGUUCACAAGAAUAUUCUUUUCUUAAAGAACUUGGUGUAAGAGAAGUACCAGAUUUACAUAAAUUAAUCGCUCGAAUUGAUCAAGAACAUUAUCAUGGAUCAAAAACAAAAGUGGAAUAUAAAUUACCAAAUGCACUUGUUUUUCUCGCAGAAAAUUUUCAACAAUAUUAUUCCAAAGUAUGGAAAAAUGCAAAUAUUAAAAUACCUUUCCUUCCAUCAUCUUCUCCUGAUGUAAAUCAAUCAACAGAAGUUAUAUUAACAACGCCUGAAGUUGUUUUUAAAGAACCAGGACCAUUAUGUCCAUCUUUACUUCCUGAUGUGCUUCGAUGUUUUUCACAAUAUUUUGAUAUUGGAUUACUUGGUGUCAAACAGCGUCCUCCGCUAGCCAUGGCUUUUGAUAUUUUAAUGGAAAGAAGAAAUCAAUUAUUAACUGUUGAAUCUGCUCCAACAUAUUUUUCUUAUUUCAAUAAGUUAGAGGGUCUUAAUAGAGCAUUUAUUCAAAGAAUUUCUAAUAGAGCAUUUAUUCCUUUACCAGGAAGUAAUAUUUUUGUAAAACCAUCUCAAGUAUUUAUUCGGUCAAAAUGUUCAUCAACUGGUGAAGCGUCUCCUGAUAAAGAUAUCAACGCUAUAGAUGAUACGGCAACACAUGGUCUUAUUGAUUAUUUAGAUUAUGGUCGUCCAGCUAAUUCAUUUCUUCUUAGUAUUGGAGUUCUUUCUUAUCCAUCAGCCGAAAAUCUGGCUGAUUUAUUGAUUGAACGACAAGCAUCUUAUUUUGCUCAAAUGAAAGACUAUACUAACGAUAUGAUAUCAGCUAAAUUAUAUAUUUAUACAAAUUGUUUGAAACAAUUAGCUGCUGUAUCAAAUGUUGCACAACAUUUGAAUGUUGAACCACUACGAAGUCGUUUAAUUAAUAAACCAUGGUGUUUAGCUUAUCAAAUAAUCGAACGAUCUGAUGGAAAUAGAGAACGAGUUUUCAAAAUUGCUAAACCAACAGAUAUUUAUUUGGAUGAUGAUCAUCAAUCUGCAAUUGAUCUUCGACCAUUAUGUGCACCUGAUGAACCAGAAUUAACUAAAUUAUACGAACUAUUUGGAUCAAAAUGGUUGUCAGAAAGUGUUAAACGAACGUUGAUGCAUAAAGGAAAGUUUUUUGCAACAGAAAGAAGCAAAAAAUUACACGAUCUAAUUCAUUAUCGCUUGGAUAUGUUAUUUGUUAAUAAUAGAGGAGAGCGGAUGGACAAUAUUGAUGAAAAAGGUAUUGAAUUACUACGAACAAAAUUUUUUGUUUAUGAAACUGAAGGAAUUCAAUGUCAAUUAACUUUUCAGAAUCGAACAGUCACACUAAAUUCAAUUGAAUGCAGUUCAUGUGCCUUGGAACAUGAAAAAAAUAAAGUUACUUUAUAUAUUCAAAAAGAUAUUCCAACUCUCGAUUACAUCGAUAUUGCUACUGAAUUAACACGAUUUGUUUAUAAAAAACCACUUGAUGCAUUAGUUCAUUCUAUCAGUGACAAACUUGCUUCACCAUUGGAAACGCUCAAACGACGUGGAAUUCCUGUAGAUCGAUUGUUAAAAAUUGCACAACAACAACAACAACAACAACAACCAAUCAAAUUGGCAUUACAAAAUGAACAAACAAAAAUCGAGAAGAAUGUACAAAAACCAUCAUUACAACAUCAAGAACAGUCAUUUCAAUUACAAGAAGUACAGCAAAUAGAUCAUAAACUAGAGCAACAUCAACAAAACGAUCAAGUACACCGAGGAUUUUUUCAAAGUUUGAAAGAUUUUUUGGUUCCUAUUCGAUAUUCUCCUUCUUCUCUUCCAAAUAAUUCUGUUGAUAAUAUUUCAAGUAUAGUUGAAAGAGAUUGUAUCAAUCAUUUUGGACGAUAUAAAUCUUCUGAUGAAGCUGACAUUGAAGCAAUGAUUCGAACAAGUCGAUCCUAUUCUGCAACCGAAUUUAAUCAAUCAGAACAUUCUAGAAAUGAAAGUAAUAAUUCAUGUGAAUUUGUUCCAGCUUCAACUAUGAUUCGUUAUGAUCAUUAUCUUCAUGGAAUUUCUCUUUAUAUUGAUCGGAAUGUAACCCUAACUGAAACCAUGAUUGAUCAGGGCAAACAAUUGGCUUGGUUACUAUCUGGUCUUGCAAAAGAUGUUUUUAACAUGUCUGUGCAAACAAUGCAUCUAUUUCGUGAUAUUGAUAGUGCUCGUAUUGCUUUCAAUAGUAAUGGUGCAUUAUUCUUCAAUCUUCGUUAUUUUGAACAAGUAUUUGCCGAUGAACUUAAACCAUACAUUCAUAAUACUUCAUCAUCCAUUCCUAUUGUUCGUACUAUAGUUAAUUUUUAUUUUAUGGUUGCCUGUCAUGAAUUAUCACAUAAUGUUGAUUCAAGUCAUGAUUUAAAUUUUAUUAGUCGUCUUGAAAGAGUUUCUGUUCGAUUUAUGGAUGCAAAAGAUGUAUUUCUAUCCAAAUUUUCUUUUCAAUAA